Trypanosoma brucei brucei TREU927 is the source of this 852-nucleotide messenger RNA. RefSeq lists its product as hypothetical. The transcript has a single exon. The record is from RefSeq and is a predicted model, not a curated record. NCBI's taxonomy places the organism in Eukaryota, Euglenozoa, Kinetoplastea, Trypanosomatida, Trypanosomatidae. Bases 1 to 852 code for a protein of 283 amino acids.
AUGAAAACCAUAGUACUGGCGCUCAUUCUCGGCUUUCUCGGGUCCUCUGCUGAAGCCUCUUUUUGGGAACUUCUCAAAAUGUAUGCGCUCUAUAGGAAUUCAUUAUCACUGGACGAGGUGUGCGCCGCAUUUGAAAAAGGUGGACAUAUGCGGUUUUAUUGCGAAAGAGGUGGUCAGAGGAUAAGGUGGGGGAAGAUGCACUGCGGAGGGGGUGAGGAGGGUGGCAUUGCUUUGGCCUAUUCGAAAAAGGGAUGGAAUCAUACGAGCUUCGAAUCUGUGGGAAGAACAAUGAAAGGCUGGAAUUUUUUGGGGAUAAAUCCCGUGUGUCAACUAAAUGGGACCUUUCCACUAACGAGAAGCAAAGCUGCGAAAUGCACCAAGGAUAUGUUGAAAUUUGAAAAAAAAUGGGCCAAAAAUGUUGGAGAUUACGAUCAUUGGGGUACAGUGCAUGGAAAAUGUAUUGUCACUUACCUCACCCCUGAGAAGAUUCAAAGAGUGCGGGGUGUAGAAAUUGUUGGACCAUACGGAGGAUUAUGGACGGAAGACGACGAUGAAGACGAUGAAGACGAUGAAGACGAUGAGGAUGAAGAGGAGGACGAGGAAGAAGAUGAGGGCGAGGAUGAGGAUGAGGAUGAAGAGGAUAGUAGUAAGGGGGGAAAAGGAAAAUAUCGUGGAAGAAUGCAAAGAAGAAAAUCAAUAGGGGAAGGAAACGAAAGUAAUAGUGGUGAAGAUGAUGAAGAAAAUUAUGAUGAUGAAGUUGUUCGAAGUCCAUUAAAGCGAAACAAUGGGAAAUUACACGAAAAUAAGGGUAAUAUUUUCUUUUUUUUACUAAGCAUUUUAUGUUAUUUUUAA